Tilletiaria anomala UBC 951 is the source of this 1842-nucleotide messenger RNA. RefSeq names its product putative GUA1-GMP synthase. Bases 132 to 1769 code for a protein of 545 amino acids. Lineage: Eukaryota; Fungi; Basidiomycota; Exobasidiomycetes; Georgefischeriales; Tilletiariaceae. Gene Ontology annotation, biological process: GMP biosynthetic process. The transcript has 2 exons. Gene Ontology annotation, molecular function: GMP synthase activity; ATP binding; GMP synthase (glutamine-hydrolyzing) activity. The record is from RefSeq and is a predicted model, not a curated record. Gene Ontology annotation, cellular component: cytosol.
GAUGCUAACAUCUGAUCAGGGUGGUCUUUUCGGGAAGAGACCUUGUCAUCCUUGAAGGUCUUCGCAGCCUGCUGGGAAGACAAAGAGAUACAUCGUGUGCCGAUCCAGCAGCUCGCAGUAUUUUGCCCAACAUGGCCGACCCGUUUAUCCACAGUCAGUAUGACACCAUUCUGAUCCUCGAUUUUGGCUCUCAGUACUCGCACCUCAUCACGCGAAGAUGCCGCGAGCUGAACGUGUACUGCGAGAUGCUGCCGUGCACCCAGAAGAUCAAGGACCUGGACUGGAAGCCAAAGGGGAUCAUCCUGUCCGGCUCCCCGUACUCGGUCUACGACGACGGUGCGCCACGUGUCGACCCAGACGUCUUUGAAGCUGGUGUCCCCGUCCUGGGCAUCUGCUAUGGGUUGCAAGAGAUCGCAUGGAACCACGGCGGUAAGGUGGACCCACAUGAUCACCGCGAAUAUGGUAGUGCUACUAUUAGCAUUGUCAAGACGGGAGACAAGCACAUGGAUGCUUUGUUCGAGGAUGUCAGCGGCGAGGUACCCGUGUGGAUGUCGCACGGCGAUCAGCUCUCCAAGGCUCCUGUUGACUUCGAGGUCGUCGCGCGCACGCCGACGGCACCGUUCGCUGCCAUCGCUCACAGGACAAAACCUAUCUAUGGAAUCCAAUUCCACCCCGAGGUGACGCAUUCGCCGCGCGGCAAAGAGCUCUUCGAGUCCUUUGUUUCCAACAUCUGCAAGUGCCGGCGAGACUGGACGAUGGAGACAUUCAUCGACAAGGAGAUCAAACGCAUCCGGGACAUCGUCGGUCCGAAAGGUCGCGUCCUCGGCGCCAUUUCAGGAGGUGUGGACAGUAGUGUCGCCGCGAAGUUGAUGCACGAGGCUAUCGGCGACCGCUUCCACGCCGUCAUGGUGGACAACGGCGUCCUGCGAGCAGACGAGGCCAAGCAGGUCGACCAGAUGCUCAACAAAGAUCUAGGCGUCAACGUGACCAUCGUCGACGCUUCUGAUCUCUUCCUCAGUCGGCUGGAGGGUGUAGAGGACCCAGAAAAAAAGCGCAAGAUCAUCGGCAACACCUUCAUCAAUGUCUUUGAAGCAGAGGUCGCCAAGCUCGAGGAGCAGGCGGAGAAAGAGGAGCUAGCGGCGCUGGCCAGCGGCAAGGCGCACGAGGCCAAGGGCAAGUUUGAGUUCUUGCUACAAGGAACGCUGUACCCGGACGUGAUCGAGAGCAUCAGCUUCAAGGGACCCUCGGCGACCAUCAAGACGCACCACAACGUUGGCGGCUUGCUGGAAGACAUGAAGCUGAAGCUCAUUGAGCCGCUGCGCGAGCUGUUCAAAGACGAAGUCCGCGCUCUCGGCCGCGUCAUGGGCAUCCCGGAGCACCUCGUUGGGCGCCAUCCGUUCCCUGGCCCCGGCCUCGCGAUCCGCAUCCUCGGGCCCGUCACACGCGACCAGGUCAAGAUCCUGCAGCACGCCGACAAGAUCUACAUCGAGGAGAUCCGCAAUGCUGGCUUCUACGACCAGAUUAGCCAGGCGUUCGCGGUGCUCCUACCGGUACGCGCCGUCGGCGUCCAAGGCGACAAGCGGACGUACGACCAGGUCAUCGCCCUCCGUGCGGCGCAGACGACCGACUUCAUGACUGCCACCUGGUUCCCGUUCCCAUUCGACUUCCUGUGCAAAGUCUCCAAUCGCAUCACCAACGAGGUCGCCGGCGUCAACCGUGUCGUCCUUGACAUCUCCUCCAAGCCUCCCGCAACUAUCGAGUGGCUAUGAGCGCUUCGCGCUUCUUUCCAAAUUCGCUGUACACUACAUGUCACUCUUUAGACGCAAGCAACAGGUGAUAGAG